Molecule: messenger RNA, 294 nt
Organism: Penicillium macrosclerotiorum
Lineage: Eukaryota; Fungi; Ascomycota; Eurotiomycetes; Eurotiales; Aspergillaceae
Exons: 1
Coding region: 1-294 (97 amino acids)
Source: RefSeq, a predicted model, not a curated record
AUGAAGUUCGCUGCUACCACCAUCGCUGCUCUCGCCGCCGUCCUUCCCAUGGCCAAUGCCUGGAUCUUCUCCACUCCCGCCGGACAAUGGGACAGCGAUGACAACCGCAGCUGCACCAAGGCUGCCGUCAAGGCUGGCGGCACGAUCGAUUGGAACAACGGCCUGUUCUCCGACUGCACUCUCCGUGUCUACAGCGACUCGUCCUGCAAAGACCAAAUCGGCAUUGCCUCCGAUGACUGGAGCGAUCACCAGCUCAGCCGGUCCAUGGGCAGCUUCCAGGUCUCCAGCUGCUAG